Glycine soja is the source of this 387-nucleotide messenger RNA. Its product is annotated as trifunctional UDP-glucose 4,6-dehydratase/UDP-4-keto-6-deoxy-D-glucose 3,5-epimerase/UDP-4-keto-L-rhamnose-reductase RHM3-like. The record is from RefSeq and is a predicted model, not a curated record. NCBI's taxonomy places the organism in Eukaryota, Viridiplantae, Streptophyta, Magnoliopsida, Fabales, Fabaceae. The transcript is spliced from 2 exons. Bases 1 to 387 code for a protein of 128 amino acids.
AUGCGCUGGCAGUCUUCUAGAAGCAGAAUCAAGGGGCCGUUAGAUAUUGUUCCCUUAAUAGCAUUCUUAUUAGAUUUUCCUCCAAGGCACAAGCUGCCAAAAUCUGUUAGAGAAUUUCAUCCAGAAAUGUCAUAUGGGCUACCUGUUAUUACAACUCGUGGAAACAAUGUUUAUGGGCCCAACCAGUUUCCUGAGAAGUUAAUUCCAAAGUUCAUCCUCCUGGCUAUGCAGGGAAAGAAUCUUCCAAUUCAUGGGGAUGGUUCAAAUGUGAGGAGUUAUUUAUAUUGUGAAGAUGUUGCUGAGGCUUUUGAAGUUGUCAUGCACAAGGUGAGGUUGGCCAUGUUUACAAUAUCGGGACAAAGAAGGAAAGGAGAGUUGUCGGUGUAG